AUGUAUAAAAAUGUUGAAAUACGUAAGCUUCCGUCUGGACUUCUGUGCAAUUUAAUAAAUAUUUUGGAGAUUAACAGUGAUUGGAAAAAGUUCAUGUCUAACAUACCAAGAGAUAUAAAUGGCUUAUCGUCUCCGAAUUUUGAGCCUAAAUACAACAGCGAACAUAUCUCCAUGAUAGAAGACUACGCUAAGGAAAGUAGUCUGAAGUGUACAGAGAUUUUGCUAGACGAAUGGGCAACAUCAGGCAGAGUGCGUCCAAGAUUGAAUGAUUUAAAAAUGAUUAUUGACAAAUCACAAGUGUUAUACAGAGCAGCAGAUGAAUUGGCAGACAUACUCAAUGAAUCAAAACCACAGCGCCCUGGAGAUGGUCCAGCUGCACCAAUAACUACUGAUGUUUCAAUACUGUUAAAUGACUCUAAAUUUACAACAGAUAACAGUAAUAUGCAAAGAUUUUGUGGUCAGUCUACACAACAGAUGAAAUCAGCAGAUCCGUUAAUACAAUUCUCAUUAUCAAGUAUAAACAGUAAUGACUCUAUCGGAAAUAAAACCACAGUAGAAAUAAAAUCAGCAUCUGAUUUAAUAAAAUUCUCUUCAAAUAAUAUAGAAAAUAAUUCAGGCAGUCAAUGUUAUACUAAGCCUUUGGAGACAUCUGGUAAUGUUCCUGAUUUUAAAGCAAUGGAACAAGAAUCUGCCAAUUUAAAAUAUGAGAAUGUGUACCAACAAUCAUUCCCUAACCUAGAUUUGUCUAUUGACAUAGAUAGCGCUAUACUUCAAGAUACAAAACUAAGAGAUUUUCAGUAUCAGCUAUUACAGAGCAUAACAAAUAAUUUUUCUGAUAAUAUUGUUGAAGGUCCUAAUGGAUUUAAAGCUGGAAAGAUUGGUAGUGGAGGAUUUGGUGAUGUGUUUGUUGGAACUUAUCCAAAUUUUGGUUUGCUUGCAGUAAAAAAAGUCCACAGUAAUUUGGAUAUUAAACGAAAACCGGACAUUGCUAUGAAAGUAUUUAAUGCAGAAGUUAAAUUUCUUUCACACUUUAGGCAUACUAAUAUAUUACCAAUUUUGGGAUAUUCUAUAGAUGGUCCAGUCCCUUGUAUUGUAAGUGAAUAUAUAGAUGGAGGUUCAUUAUCAGAAAAAAUUCAAGCAAAAGUUUUAAAUAUAGAACAUAGAAUGAACAUCAUAUUAGGAACAGCAAAGGGAUUAAAAUAUUUACAUACAAAUGAAACACCCAUACAGAGUAAUGCAGAAUUAUUGAAUUUAGGCAGAGCUAUUGCAUCAGAUUCAGAUCAUUCAACUACUAAUUUUGUACAUGGAGAUGUGAAAACUGCAAAUAUUCUAUUAACAAAGGAUUAUGUCCCCAAGUUGUGUGAUUUUGGAUUAGCUAAGCAGUAUGAUUGCACUAUAAUGACUACCUGUCCAAUGGGAACAUCAGCAUAUAUGGCCCCUGAAGGAUUACAUGGUACAAUUACCCAGAAAAUUGACAUAUACAGCUUUGGUAUUGUGUUACUGGAGGUACUGACUGGCCUUAAACCUAUAGUAGUGUCAAAUGGAGAAAAAUUAAAUAUCAAAGAUUAUGUGGAAGAAAAUUACAAAGGAGACAUAAAAGUUUUAUUAGAUCCUGAUGUGCAAAAUUGGAUAGAAGCCAACAACAUAUAUACAUUAGCACAGCAAUGCUUAGAAAGGAAUAGAAAAGAUCGACCUACAAUGAACGAAGUGUGCAAAACAUUAUUUGAAAUUUGGGAUUGUUGA
Molecule: messenger RNA, 1743 nt
Organism: Pieris macdunnoughi
Lineage: Eukaryota; Metazoa; Arthropoda; Insecta; Lepidoptera; Pieridae
Source: the annotation of a GenBank genome assembly